GUCUAGCAUUUAUUUACUGCUGUUUGCUUGCGGUUAGCAUUUAUUUGCUGCUGUUUGCUUGUGGUUAGCAUUUAAGGGGUGAAGGGGAAGGCGCCUACCACGAAUUAUAUGCAAGCGAAAAAAACAGUGUACCAUCACACAUACCCUGUCGCGCAGGUUCGCCCCCAGAUCUUUUCCCUCCUCGAAGAGUGAGAAUUAUUGGGUACAAACUUAUCAAUGUUUAUACGAAACCAAGAUGGCUGCCGUGGGCUUCCGUGAGAAGAGGAAGUUGGCACAAAAAGCCGACAUUUUUGUUAAAUUUGAGGCAAAGGAGCGAUAUAAUAGCAUUAGACAGAUUUUGAAAAAGGAUCCUUCAUUAAGAAAUGACGAAGAGCUGCAAAUGAUGGCUAAUUCGCAAGAAAUAGUCCAAGAAAUAGAGAAGCGAUCUUUGCGACAAGAACUAGCUAAGCGCCGAGUUGAAGAGGUGCUUGAUCCGCCUGAUGUGUUGGAUGAAAAGACAACUGAACUGGCUCAAGCAAUAGUGAAGGCCAAAUGCCUGGUUGUUUACACUGGUGCUGGAGUUAGCACGGCGGCCUCGAUUCCUGACUAUAGAGGCCCUGAUGGAGUGUGGACUCGCCUGUCUCGAGGAGAAAAACUAGGGUAAAACACUU
Messenger RNA from Orbicella faveolata, 650 nucleotides. RefSeq names its product NAD-dependent protein deacetylase sirtuin-7-like. The record is from RefSeq and is a predicted model, not a curated record. NCBI's taxonomy places the organism in Eukaryota, Metazoa, Cnidaria, Anthozoa, Scleractinia, Merulinidae. Gene Ontology annotation, molecular function: NAD+ binding; histone H3K18 deacetylase activity, NAD-dependent. Gene Ontology annotation, cellular component: chromatin; nucleus.